AUGUGGAUAGAUUACGAUGCUCUUACCAAUUUUCAGACUGACUUUAAUUUUGAACCUACUAACUUAAUUGAAGUAUCAGUAUCUUUAUCAGCUCUUUUAUCUAGAGAAAGUGAAUCAGCUUCAUCUAGACAAAAUAGAUGUAUAGAAUAUUUAGAAUGCAAUGUUUCACUUAUUAUUUGGGAGUUAAAUACAGUCCCAAAUGAAAGUUUUAUAGUUACUAAUUUACAAAGUCAUCAGGAUGAGAGUUCUACAGUAUUAUCAAAUUUACGAUUUAGAGUAGUACUUAUAGAUCGAGACAGAAUGCUAGUACAAAUGACUGAUAAUGAUCAUAAUAUUCAAGAGACUCUUAAUAGUGAAGUAGAAGGUCUUUUUUCUAACAUCGACCAGACUACUUCAGCGAACGACGAGCAAUAUAAUAAUUUUAUGACAAAUACAGCUCACUUUAGUGAACAGCUUAAUAGAUAUAUUCGAUCAAAUGAUGAGAUCCUUACCAUCCAUGAAAAACUUGACCAGCUUGAAGGAUAUUUAAGAAUUUUGGCCUUGCAUAUUAUAAAUAUUACUCCUAUAUCUGACUCUAAUGAUUCGUCAACUUUUACAAAUAAAUGUUUAAUAUCUUAA
Funneliformis caledonium is the source of this 618-nucleotide messenger RNA. The record is from the annotation of a GenBank genome assembly. NCBI's taxonomy places the organism in Eukaryota, Fungi, Glomeromycota, Glomeromycetes, Glomerales, Glomeraceae.